This is a messenger RNA of Pecten maximus, 3028 nucleotides long. Its product is annotated as C-C chemokine receptor type 4-like. The coding region runs from base 1 to 1026 and encodes 341 amino acids. Gene Ontology annotation, biological process: G protein-coupled receptor signaling pathway. The record is from RefSeq and is a predicted model, not a curated record. The transcript has 3 exons. Gene Ontology annotation, molecular function: G protein-coupled receptor activity. Gene Ontology annotation, cellular component: plasma membrane. NCBI's taxonomy places the organism in Eukaryota, Metazoa, Mollusca, Bivalvia, Pectinida, Pectinidae.
AUGUCGUGUUUGGAUGAUCUCGCCAACACAAGUGAAGUGAACGUUGAAGACUUCAGUUGUGACCUUGAUUUGUCUAAAGCCGAGCUGCCCAUCGUUCUAUUGUUGACUCUCGUCCUAAACAUUUUGUCUGUUAUAAUUCUUUACAAACUGCGUCACGCCUUCCAGUCCACGGAUACCAUGAUGGUGGCUACUCUCAUCACCAACGAUGCUGUGACGUCACUGAUUUUUAUCGUCAUGUGGCUGGCCGGAUGGGCAUCAUGUGGCUGUAUUAUGGUGGUCGACAUUUUCUUUUGUUCCGCUUUCGGCUGGUUGGGUACGGCUAUGGUGAUGUGGUCCGCUUGGAUCGUUACAAUUAUGUCCGCCAGUAGGUACCUUGCUUUGGCACGGCCCUUUUUCUACAGGAACCACGUGAAAACGUUCCAACUGAAGGUCGCAAUGGCUAUAACUUUAUUCAUAACAUUUUUACAGUUCACUGGCCCGUUUUACGGGACGGCUGUGCAGUACGAAUACUACAGCGAAAAUAAGGUCUGUGCGUACGACUUCGCUCCCGGCCAUGGCGAAGCUUCCCAUCGCUACAUCCUCCUGGUAAUAACCAUCGAAGGAUUCUCCCUCAUCGGGAUGGUUCUCUUCUUCAACAUUUCCAUCGUUAUAAAGCUACGUCGUGUCAAUGUUGUGCGGCCUGAACCAACACACACGAGGACAGAUACAUCUAAUAUCCAGACGAAGCGGACGGCUUUCGCUAAUGUCACCAAAGUUGUGUCAGCUGUAUAUUGUAUCUGUUACGCACCAUUCCUGAUACGUUUGCUGUAUGACGUCAUUGAUAAUACUCCACAUCAAAACGAUCCCCGUCACUCAAUCACAAUGACGUUGCUGUUUAUGAGCCCACUUUUGAACCCGAUGGUUUACGUGGCUUGUAACAGGCGUUACAGGGAGUACAUUGUACAAACAUUCAAGAAACUCUGCAAGGGUAAAGAAACACUAGUGUCCGACUCGUCAGGUCUUGGCACUCAGACGACUCGUGCGUGACCAUCGUCCACAUGAUCGUCAGAUUGUACCUAGAUUGAUUUAAUGUUGUUACCAGGAUUACUGAUAUUAUUGAUGCAUGGAAUAUCACGAUAUCAUGACAAUCGUGAAUACACACUGUGUUGAACUGUUACCGGUAGGAACCUUUUGAUAUCUUCUUCUUGGAUAUGAAAUAUAGACAUGAUGUAUUAUGUCAGGAUCUUUGUAAUGUAACAAGAUAUUGGUAAUUUAAUAUUUCGGAUUAUAUCUAACAGCUGCUACGAAAUGUUUUGUGACCAUACCAACGUCCCCUGCUCUUGAAUUAAUGAUACUAUUUUUUUGCCCUUGAGUUUGAAUUGGAAUUAUGAUUAUGUAAUUACAUCGGUAUUAUUCGCUGUAUUUCAUUUUUCUAUUAAACAGUUAUAUUAUGGGAUUUAUUCAACCACGAUGGUAUCAGUUUCGCCAAAAGAUCGGCAGUCAGUGAACAUUUUGUCAGGUCAGCUGCAAUUAAAUUUGUUUCAAGUAUCUUUUAUCAUUUGUUUUUCAACACUUCUAUCUCCUACUAGUACUGUUGAGUUCUGGGAGGACGAAACAAUAGUAUCAUACAGUUAAAAUCGACAAAUGUCAUAUAUAUUAGUACUUGUGAGUUCUAGGAUGAAGACAGUUAAAAUCGACAAAUGUCAUAUAUAUUAGAACUGGUAAGUUCUAGGAUGAAGACAGUUAAAAUCGACAAAUGUCAUAUAUAUUAGAACUGGUAAGUUCUAGGAUGAAGAAAGUUAAAAUCGACAUAUUUCAUAUAUAUUAGUACUUGUGAGUUCUAGGAUGAAUAUAGUUAAAAUCGACAUAUUUCAUAAAUAUUAGUACUGGUAAGUUCUAGGAUGAAGACAGUUAAAAUCGACAUAUUUCAUAUAUAUUAGCACUGAUGAGUUCUAGGAUGAAGACAGUUAAAAUCGAUACAUGUCAUAUAUAUUAGCACUGAUGAGUUCUAGGAUGAAGACAGUUAAAAUCGACAUAUUUCAUAUAUAUUAGCACUGAUGAGUUCUAGGAUGAAAACAGUUAAAAUCGACAAAUGUCAUAUCUAUUAGUACUGUUGAGUUCUGGGAUGAAGAUAGUUAAAAUCGACAUAUUUCAUAUAUAUUAGCACUGAUGAGUUCUAGGAUGAAGACAGUUAAAAUCGACACAUGUCAUAUAUAUUAGUACUUGUGAGUUCUAGGAUGAAGAUAGUUAAAAUCGACAUAUUUCAUAUAUAUUAGUACUGGUAAGUUCUAGGAUGAAGACAGUUAAAAUCGACACAUGUCAUAUAUAUUAGUACUUGUGAGUUCUAGGAUGAAGAUAAUUAAAAUCGACAUAUUUCAUAUAUAUUAGUACUGGUAAGUUCUAGGAUGAAGACAGUUAAAAUCGACAUAUUUCAUAUAUAUUAGCACUGAUGAGUUCUAGGAUGAAGACAGUUAAAAUCGACAUAUUUCAUAUAUAUUAGCACUGAUGAGUUCUAGGAUGAAGACAGUUAAAAUCGACACAUGUCAUAUAUAUUGGUUUUAUAUUGUACUAUUCGCCUAUGUCUUCUGUACUUUCACACGCUACAUUUUAUGAUACCCUAUACGUCAGGUGUGGUCAUACAUGUGUCAUUUUUUCUUUACAGACAUAAAAUAUAUCUCAUGGUGUUUGAUAAUGAUAUUAACACCACGUUACUAACCAAUCUGACGAGGUUGAAAAAAAAUUAAUUGCAUUUAUAUGUAUAAUUAGCUGUUUCUACCACAAUAGGUGGGUGUUGUAGGAAGUCAUCAUUACAAAUGUUGAAUAAAAUCUCUGCGUUUUGAUUGGUUGAUAUGGUGACCUUUGACCGGGCCUAGGUGUUUAAAUCACGUGGCCUAAUGCGUUUUAAUUGGCUAACGCUUGUAGGCCGCUUCACGAGGUCCAGGGAAUGGUUACGCAUAAGACGUAGUUUGCAGUUGUUUUGUCGUAUGUUUGAUAAUGUAACUGAUUGCUAUCAACUAUUGCUUUGAAAACAAUAAACUUGCCAAUUACA